Cuscuta europaea is the source of this 491-nucleotide messenger RNA. The record is from the annotation of a GenBank genome assembly. NCBI's taxonomy places the organism in Eukaryota, Viridiplantae, Streptophyta, Magnoliopsida, Solanales, Convolvulaceae.
GGAUGAUUGGCAAUGCUAGAGAGGAGGAUGGCCUAUAUGUUUUUGAUGAAGGAACACAAUUGAAUAAACAAGGAAGCUCUAUCUAAACCUGAGUGGAAGAAGGCUGUUUUAGAGGAAAUGAAUGCUCUUGAAAAGAAUCAGACAUGGCAGGUUGUGGAAUUACCCAAGAACAAACCAACAGUGGGAUGCAAAUGGGUAUUUACCCCUAAAUUCAAGGCAGAUGGUACACUUGAAAGAUAUAAGGCUAGAUUGGUUGUCAAAGGAUAUACACAAACCUAUGGCAUUGAUUAUAGAGAAACUUUUGCUCCAGUUGCAAAAUUAAAUACUAUAAGGAUCCUUCUAUCUCUAGCUGCUAACCUAGACUGGCCUCUUCAACAGUUAGAUAUGAAGAAUGCUUUCUUAAAUGGGAAGCUUGAAGAGGAAGUGUACAUGAGUCCCCCUCCUGGGUUUGAGGGACAAUAUGGCUCAAAGGUGUGCAAGCUGGAGAAAGC